AUGGCUGCAGCUGGGCUUGGAUGGGAUGUUAGGGUUUUAGACGGGUUUGGGUAUAAAGAGCUGGAAAAAUUGAUGGGUUUGGACAAUUUCCCCCAAUUUGCUGUUCCCAGCAGGCCUGUGAGGGGUAAAAUGCCCAAGAUUGAAUUCGAGCAUCCCGAUUGCGUGCUGUUGAUUUUUUUGAAAGGUUCGAAGGAAUUCGAGGUGGAUUAUGAAAAAGUGAAGGGGGCUCUAUUUGAAUUUUCGAAUCUUGAAUGGGAAGGCAAACCAAAUAUGCUUAGCAAAGAGCACGUGUGUUGGGAUAUUAUCUAUAGAACGGCUGAAGCUGUAAAGAAGCCACUAAAUGCGACUAAAGAAGUGAUUUCAAAGCCUUUUAAAAGUAGCCGGAUGAUUAGCGAGACUUCUUACAAGGGUUUGAAUCUGAACGAGUUGGUGAGAAAACGAAGGAGUGCAGUAGCUAUGGAUGGUGUUACAAAAAUCCCGAAAGAAACGUUCUUUCAGAUUAUGUUACAUUGUAUGCCUACGGGUUAUGAUGAAAGUGGAGAGAAGCAGGGAAAGCAAUUGGCUUUGCCUUUUCAAGCUUUGGGAUUCUGA
Messenger RNA from Striga asiatica, 591 nucleotides. The record is from the annotation of a GenBank genome assembly. Lineage: Eukaryota; Viridiplantae; Streptophyta; Magnoliopsida; Lamiales; Orobanchaceae.